GCCGGCCAGGGCCGACCCGGCGGGCCUGGCUCCCGCCCCGAACCCUCCGCACGGAAAGGCGCCCGCCGCCCUUCGCGGCUGCCGCAGCCGGCGAAGAGCCCUCAGGCCGCGACCUAGUGCUGGGCCCGGGUCCGGUGGAGCCGCGGCCGCCGCCUCACCGAUUCGCCACUCACCGCCCGGCCGUGCCUUCCCGCUCCUGCCGCCGCCGCGGCUGCCCCCGCCCCUGCCUGCCCGCCGCGGAGGCGCGCAGAGAGGCCGGCGCGGGUGGCAGGAGGCGGCUCCGGGGGCCGGCGCGGCCUCGGUCGCUGCGGGCGGGGAAAGGGGCCUCGCUGCGGGGAGGACCUCGCCUGGCACCGGCAACAUGGCAGCGUCCAGCCGGGCCCAGGUGCUGCGGCUGUACCGGGCCCUGCUGCGAGAGAGCCAGCGCUUCAGCGGCUACAACUACAGAACGUAUGCCAUCAGAAGAAUAAGAGAUGCCUUCAGAGAAAACAAGAAUAUAAAGGAUUCUGAAAAAAUAGAAGAACUAGUGAAUAAAGCCAAAGCAAACCUAGAAGUUAUUCAUCGGCAGGUUACUAUUGGCCAGCUGUAUUCCACGCAGAAAUUGGUUAUUGAGAGUCCUGGAAACACAUAGCUAUGAGAAGACUCUGAUCCUGAAGCAACACUGGACCAUGUUCAGCAUCCUACAGUGCCACAUACAGAUGCAUAAACUCACUGCACAUGUCUGAGCUUUUCUGUUCAGCAGAAGAAAUGCCUGAGAGACUCAGUUUUUGGCAACCAAAGUACUAUUUUCUAAUGGUUCACAUGUUCUAAAAUAUAUUGCUGUGAUUUAUAAUAGCAUGUAAGGUAGUCUUUAAAUCUGUUUGCUUGUAUGUCCCUUGUAAUGAAAUAGUUCCUGCCCUACUUUGACAAUAAAACUUCAUUAAACUACCUGUAACCAGA
Calidris pugnax (ruff) is the source of this 939-nucleotide messenger RNA. RefSeq names its product LYR motif containing 4 (gene LYRM4). Gene Ontology annotation, cellular component: mitochondrion; L-cysteine desulfurase complex. The coding region runs from base 362 to 631 and encodes 89 amino acids. Lineage: Eukaryota; Metazoa; Chordata; Aves; Charadriiformes; Scolopacidae. Gene Ontology annotation, biological process: iron-sulfur cluster assembly. The transcript has 3 exons. The record is from RefSeq and is a predicted model, not a curated record.